Prorocentrum cordatum is the source of this 1593-nucleotide messenger RNA. Lineage: Eukaryota; Dinophyceae; Prorocentrales; Prorocentraceae. The record is from the annotation of a GenBank genome assembly.
AUGGCAGCGACCGUCGAGGAAGCGUCGAUCGACGCAGCUGUCUGGAAGCACUCGGGUGCCCUCGAGCCCCUGAUCAGCAGCGAGCUGUUCAGGUACAUCGUGGCCCUGCGCCGCAAGCUGCACGGGCAUCCCGAGCUGGCGUUCAAGGAGUUCAAGACCAGCGCCAUGAUACGCGAGGAGCUCGGGAAGAUCGAGGGUGUGCGGGUCCUGGACAGCGCAGCGGGCGGCACCGGCGUGCUGGCGCUCAUCUCGAUCAUCGAUCAUCUCCGGGGGUUCGCCGGGCAGGACCGUCCUCUUCAGGGCCGACAUGGACGCCCUGCCGAUCCAGGAGGCCGACCCGGGCGCCGCGGGGGACGGAGGGCCGCCCGCGGGGAAGCGGAGGCUGGUCCUGGGCUUCGGGGGCUGCCCCGCGUGCGGCCACCCGGGGUGCGAUCCGCAGGGCGCCCCGGGGCAUCGCCCGUGGCUUCGUCGAGCCGGCCUGCGAGGAGCAAGAGCUGCAUGUCCGCCGUCCCUGGCGCCUCGCACGCUUGCGGCCACGACGGGCAUUGCGCCAUGCUGGUGGGUGCCGCGAGGCAGCUGGCCGCAGUCCGCCACCGGCUGUGCGGGGCCGUGGUGCUGCUGUUCCAACCGGCCGAGGAGCGCCACCCCAUUCGCAAUCCGAAGGGCGGCGCAAUCCGGGUCAUUCGGGACAUCGGCGCUGGUGAAGAGUUGCACCAGCUCCUGAGGGGCAGCAGCGGCGGCGUGCGUGACGCGCCCGCGCUGCGACCAGAGGACGAGCGCUUCUUCACCGACGGCCACGACCAGUCCAUGGACGGAAAGCUCAUGGACUGUGUCGACGAGGUGUACGGCGCGCACUUAUGGAACUAUUCUUCGGCGGGCACCCUCGGUUGCGCGCCUGGGUCGGUGACGGCCAACAGCGACUCCAUCCAACUUACGGUGCACGGCAAAGGUGGGCAUGCGUCUGCACCGCAGGGUACAGUGGAUGCCAUUGUUGUCGCAGCGCAGUUGGUGACAAGCCUGCAGGCGGUCGUCAGCCGCAACAUAUCGCCGACGGAGAGCGCUGUCAUCAGCCUGGGCAGGAUAGAGGGCGGGUUCGCGCCGAACGUGCUGGCGGAGAGCGUGCAGAUACUGGGCACCGUACGCACGUAUACAGCCGCUGUCAAGAGAACGGUCCGCCGCCGAAUCCACGAGGUGGCGCACGGCCUGGCGGCCUCGCACGGCCCCGAGUGCAGCAUCGCGGUGAAGUACUCGGACGGUUUCCCUGCCUGCGUGAACGACGCUGCGUGCGCGGAGGCCGUGCUGGCGGCCGGCCGGAGCAUCAAGGGCCUGUCGGUCGGGCCGCCCACCCCGAACAUGGCGGGGGAGGACUUCUCCUUCUUCCUGUCCAGGAAGCCUGGGGCCUUCUUCUUCGUCGGCAGCAACCCGGACGCCCCCUUCCGGAUGGAUCCCGCCUUGGAGCCAGAGCCCGAGGAGAUCGAGCAUGGCACGCGGCAGGUCAGGAUGCACCACACCCCGGAGUUCGACGUGCACGAGGGCGCGCUGUGGUGCGGCGCCGCGCUGUGGGUCUCCAUUGCCAUGCAGCGCCUGCAGUAA